This is a messenger RNA of Hyposmocoma kahamanoa, 3695 nucleotides long. RefSeq names its product EH domain-binding protein 1 (gene Ehbp1). Gene Ontology annotation, molecular function: protein binding. NCBI's taxonomy places the organism in Eukaryota, Metazoa, Arthropoda, Insecta, Lepidoptera, Cosmopterigidae. The coding region runs from base 115 to 3402 and encodes 1095 amino acids. The transcript has 27 exons. The record is from RefSeq and is a predicted model, not a curated record.
GGACCUGAGUAACAAAGCACCAUAUUCGUGUUCAGUGCAAAAUAGUGACUGGGAAGAGUUGAAAUGAGGCCAUUUCUUUGAUGCGGAAUACAUCGAUAUCUUACUUAGUCGGCAAUGGCGUCGGUGUGGAAGCGACUGCAGCGCGUGAACAAGCGCGCCGCCAAGUUUCAGUACACCGCCUCCUACCACCGCGUUGAUCUCGAAACGUCGCCUAAGUGGAAACCGAACAAGUUGAGUAUAGUAUGGACGCGACGUUCGCGGCGUGUCAUCACUGACCCCCUGGAGUGGGAGCCUUCGCUAAAGGAUCCGCUCAAGGGCACAGUAGUCUACACGGUCCCCGAAAACCACACGGUGGCCGUGACCUUGUUUAAGGAUUCUCGCACCAAUGAACUUGAAGAUAAAGACUGGACUUUUGUCUUGGAAGAUGUGUCGUCGACGGGCAAGCGCCGCCGCCUGGCGGUUCGCUCCAUCAACAUGCGCAAGUACGCCAGCCUGGAGCCCUCGCAGCGCGCGCUGGCGCUCAGCAUGGACCCCACCACGCAGAAGAUCGUCGGCGCCACCGUCCACCUCACGCUGCACUGCGUCCUGCUGCGGGAGGGCCAGGCCACCGACGAAGAUAUGCAAUCGUUGGCUUCGCUCCUUUCCGUGAACAACAAUUCUGACAUCGCUGUGCUGGAAGAUCUCGACGAGGACGACACUUAUACGCUCUCCGACAAUUCAACUAGACAGGUGCUAGAUUUCCGCCAACAAAUGGAAGAAAUGACACAGUCUCUCACGAACAGCGAUAUCGCAGCCACCCCCAACAGCGUCCAAAGCCUCAACUUCGACAACUCCCGCACCCCCACCGCGCCUGUCUCGCCAGAAGUACCAGAACAUCCCCCGAACGACCUAGGUGCUGUAACACCAGUAAAUGAAGAGUUGAAAAUCACAGAAAAACCAGAAAAAUCACGGCCAGAUUUCCUGUCAAAUUUGACCAAAAUGGCUAUGAAGGAACCGCCGAAAUUUUCGUCAACGCCCAGUAAAGUUAAUUCGGAAUUAAAAACGGAUAGUUUAAUUAAAACGAAUAUAUUUAAACCUAAUGCAGUUGUGAGGAGGAACUUAAAACCUCUGGAGUUUAAAACGAAUCUGAAUAAUAUUAAUUUGGAUAAAAAUGACAAUGAAGAAGAUGACAAGACACCCACUGGAGAAGUGGAGAAAUUAUUGCCUGGAAGGAUGGAUAAGGAUAAAACACCGACGCCGGACCAGGGAAAUGUAAACGAUUUGCCAGAAUCAGUGGACUACAGCGAAACUUCACAGACGCCAACCGAAGAAAAUGUCACACCGUUGCCAGAAACUACAGGCAAUGUUGAAAAGCAGACGUCGACUGAAGAAACGGCCGUUGAAAUUGUCGAACCGGUGCCGGAAACAGCCGAUUACAGUAAAAUACCACAGGUGCAAGACCUCCUGGAAUGGUGCCAGUCCGUGACGCGCGAGUACCGCUCCUGUCGCGUCACCAAUCUCACGACGAGCUUCCGCUCCGGCCUCGCCUUCUGCGCGAUUGUUCAUCGACAUCGCCCGGAUCUCAUCGACUUCUCGGGGCUGCAGCCCGACGAGGCGGAGCGCAACGUGCGCAUCGCGCUGGAGGCCAGCGCCAAGCUCGGCAUCUCGCAGGUGCUGACCGUGGCCGACGUCUGCGCGCGCGCCACGCCCGACCGCCUGGCGAUCAUGACCUACCUGUUCCAACUGAGAGCGCACUUCACCGGCAACGAGCUGCAGGUCGAACAACUAGGCAACGACGAGACGGAGUCGUCGUACUUGGUCGGCCGCCACGACACCGACGGUUCCUUGCCGCAGGACCUCUUCAGUCGAGAGAUCAGCACGAGAAGAUCGCAUCGAAUGGAGAAUAAGUCUCGGCCCGUGUCUCAAGACUCUCAAGAAUCUCGCCACUCCCAAGAACGUUCAACGCCGGACAAGCCGAACUCCCCUGGGGCGAUCAAAGACGUCCGCGAUAUGUUCCUGCAACAGUCCAAGAGCAUACUCAAUAAAAUGCUAUCUCCACCCGGGAAUAAACCUACGGCCAAGUGGUUUGCGGAACCGCUUAAAGCCAAUGAGCAGCCGCAGCAGCCUCAGCCGCAGCCUUUGCCGCAGCCGCAGCCGCAAUUGCGUCUAAUGACGCGCAAAGAGCUGACCGAUCCUUUCGGUUCGGACGACGAAGAGGACCAACCCCUACCGCACCGCAACGGACUUCACGACGCUGAACCUGCGAAAUCAGAACAACAAGAGCCGUUAACAGAUCCUCUAAACGUGGUGAUUCUCAGCAACCCAGCUAGUCCUGGAACUGACUCCCAGCCGAAGCUGCAAACGCCCGAAUUGCCCAAACCGACGCCGCAAUUGUUAUCACGUCACGAUGAGCUGAAGGAAAGAGCGAGACUACUACUAGAACAAACUAAAAAAGAGGCUAGAGAAAAAGAGAGAUUCAGAAGACAAAAAGAAAAGGAAGAAGCAAAAGCUGAGAUGAACGGAGUUAAAAGUGACGAAGUGAGCCCUAAAAAGUCGAUGACGGUGGAAGAAAGACAGACAAUGCUCCGGGAGCGAGCGAGAAAACUGAUCGCUGAUGCGCGAGCGGGCAUUGUUAGCCCUAAUUCCCCUCUAUCGCCGAACCGCGCGACACGCGGCACCGUCGAGAUCAUCAGCAAGCAAUCGGUCAUGGACGAAAUUGCCGCCGCGGGUGGAGUAGAACAACUGGACGCUCUACUAGCGCGUGCUGACUCCGUGCAUUCCAACUCCAGUAACGGGUCGAGGAAGAGCUCCGCUAGUCCAGACCGAUCUGAGGAGCGCAACAGCGAAGAUACCCGGAGCGUGAAAAGCGGGUCUCCUCUGCAAUCCUUCUCCGCUAUGCUGGACAGGCUAACGCCGGACAAGGACAAUAUGGAUGAGGGCAAGGAGACGGGCUCGUACAUCCAGAGCGAGCUGGAGGCGCUGGAGCGCGAGCAGAAGGCCAUCGACGAGCGCGCCGCGGCGCUGGAGAAGCAGCUGCGCCGCGUCAUGGAGCAGGCCGACAACACGCAGGAGGAAGACAGACUGAUGUCUCAAUGGUUCAACUUAGUCAACAAGAAGAACGCACUUAUACGGCGGCAAAUGCAACUUAAUAUACUCGAGCAGGAGGAGGACCUGAGCCGGCGCUGCGAGCUGCUGGCGCGCGAGCUGCGCCUGUCGCUGGGCGUGGACGAGUGGCGCAAGACGCCGCAGCAGAAGCGCCGCGAGCGCCUGCUGCUGCAGGAGCUGCUCUCGGCCGUCAACGAGCGGGACCGGCUGGUGCAGGAGAUGGACGAGCAGGAGAGAGCGAUAGCAGAUGACGCGGAGAUAGAACAUAAUCUAUCACAAGUAGAAAUACAAAGGAAAAACAACUGUAUACUUCAGUGAAUAAAAUUUAAAAUACGCCGUGAUGGUCAUAAUUGCUUGUAUAGGUAAGGGCGAUACAUUUUAUUGUAUUGAUGUUUUUUUUUCAUUAAGAGCCGGAAUUUAAAUUUUUUUAGUGAUUCCGGCCGCAGUCGUAAUUAUAACAGACUUUAUUCGUGUACUGUAUUUUGACAAGUAAUUGAUUGAUUCUUACAUUAAAUAGUUGACCUUAAACAAGGAAAUAUCAGCUGAAACUACAAGACACGUUGUUGUUUAUUUGUUUUUAGUUGCAAGCAAAAUGUAUACAGUAGAUCUAA